AUGGCUACGGUGUUGGCUUUGCCACGGUUAAUAGCUCUCCAGAGAAAGGGUACAGAUGAUAAAUACUUGCGCUUAGUUCAUAAAGAUAAAAAGUUGCAGGGUUUCUUACAGAACUCUGGAGAUGAGAUUGUGAGUCCAUACACAAAGUUUGAAACAGAGAGAUCUAAGAGUGAUGAGAACUUGGUGCACAUAAGAUGCUGUUACAACAACAAGUACUUGGUGAGAUCCUCCGAGGAGGAUAAUUGGAUUGUUGUGGCAGCUCAUGAACCCGAGGAAGACAAAUCCAAAUGGUCUUGCACAUUGUUCCAACCUUGUGUCACCGAUGCUGAUGGGAGUUCCUUCAGCUUCUUGCAUGUCCAACAUGGAGGCUACUUGGACAUAGAUGCUGAUCUGAAUUGCUUGUGCAUUAGGCAAGUAGAUAUUGCGAGUGCGCAAAGCUUCAAAGUGCUAAACAUGGAGUCCUCGGUGAUACUGCCUCAACAUGUUACAUUCAAAGGUUAUAAUGACUUAUACCUUAGUGCACGGGUGAUCCAAAGCCAUCCAUAUCAUCAGUUUGCAUCCGACGACAUUUAUGAUUCAACCAUUAGGUACGAGGUCUUCAGACUAAGUAAUGGAAAUGUCCGCAUAAAGUCUAAUCAUUUUGGCAAGUUUUGGAGGCGCAGCCCUAAUUGGAUAUGGGCUGACAGUGAUGACACCACUGCUAACAAUAGUGACACAGUGUUUUGGCCAGUCAAGAUUAAAGACAACGUUAUUGCUCUAAAAAAUUUAGGCAACAACCGGUUUUGCAACGCCCUAACCACAGAGGGCAAGACCAACUGCCUUAAUGCCCUUGAGGCUGAGGUUAAUAUAUGGUCUCAUCUUCAACUGUAUGAGGUUGUAAGCAAAAGGGAAAUCUAUAACGUAACAUUCUACACAGAAAAUGCCAAGAUCUAUGAUGUAUCAGGUGGAACUACUGUGACUAAAGAGGUAGACAAUAAGACGCAAAACGAAGAACAAGGAACAGUGAGUUUCUCGUACAAAGAAACUAAGAGCAGUACUUGGAAUGCAUCUCAUGCUUGGUCCGUGGAUGUUUCCACUACCAUAAAAACAGGUAUUCCAAUUCUUGCAGAAGGAGCAAUAUCAAUUAGUUCCUCAUAUUCAGGAGAAUAUUCGUGGGGAGAAACUAUGGAACAAUCAACCGAAAUCAGUACAAAUUUGACCGUAAAACUUCCGCCCAUGACCAGAACAAAAGUUACUCUGAUAGUAACAAAAGGAGCCAUAGACGUCCCCUUCUCAUACACUCAACGUGACACUCUUUUCAGUGGAAAAAUUGUAACCUCACAAUUCGAGGAUGGCCUGUUUACUGGGGUCAACACUUAUUUCAAAUAUGACAUCGUGGAGCAGAGUCUUUCUUCGACUACAACAGAAUAG
This is a messenger RNA of Abrus precatorius (Indian licorice), 1410 nucleotides long. RefSeq lists its product as uncharacterized. The record is from RefSeq and is a predicted model, not a curated record. The transcript is spliced from 2 exons. Bases 1 to 1410 code for a protein of 469 amino acids. Lineage: Eukaryota; Viridiplantae; Streptophyta; Magnoliopsida; Fabales; Fabaceae.